AUGUCCGGAGCCAUUGGUCUGAGCCAACAGGGCGUUGAGCUUGAGAGUAUCAUGCGCAGUAUUGAAAAUGUGGAACGUAAGACCAAGAUCUUUUGUACGUUAGGCCCUGCGUGUUGGUCACAAGAAGGUAUUGGAGAGCUCAUUGACGCUGGAAUGAACGUCGCGCGAUUCAAUUUCUCCCAUGGUGAUCACGUUAGUCACGCUGCUACAUUGAACCGUUUACGUGGUGCAUUGGCUAGUCGUCCACACAAGAAUGUUGCUGUCAUGUUGGACACGAAAGGGCCUGAGAUUCGGACGGGGUUUUUAGCUAAUAAGGACAAGAUAACAAUCCAAAAGGACGCGAUCCUUGAGCUUACGACGGACUAUGAGUUUCUCGGAGAUGAGACCAAGAUUGCGUGCUCGUAUCCAGAGCUUCCACAGUCUGUUCAAGUCGGUGGUUUAGUCUUGGUGGCUGAUGGCUCACUCGUACUUACUGUACUGGAGAUUAAGGACGAUAGUAUCAUCACCCGUGUCAAUAACACUGCUACGCUUGGGGAGCGGAAGAAUAUGAACCUUCCUGGCUGCAAGGUGAUGCUCCCGACAUUGACGGAGAAGGAUGAGGACGACCUUAUUAACUUUGGCCUCAUGCACAGCGUUGACUACAUCGCUGCGUCAUUCGUACGCACGGGUCAGGACAUUGACAAUAUUCGCAAGGUACUUGGUCCCCGCGGCCGUGGCAUCAAGAUUAUUGCCAAGAUUGAGAGUCAAGAAGGACUUGAAAACUUUGAUGAGAUUCUGGCCAAGACAGAUGGCAUCAUGGUAGCCCGUGGUGAUCUGGGUAUGGAAAUUCCGCCUGAAAAGGUGUUCUUGGCCCAGAAAAUGAUGAUUCGUAAGGCAAAUAUCGCCGGAAAACCAGUCGUGACUGCUACGCAAAUGCUGGAGUCAAUGAUCAAGGCCCCUCGACCAACUCGAGCCGAGUGUACGGAUGUUGCUAACGCUGUGCUUGACGGCACCGAUGCUGUGAUGCUUUCGGGUGAGACUGCUAAUGGUGAUUACGCCACGGAGGCUGUGACGAUGAUGUCCAAGAUUUGCGUGCAAGCGGAGGGUGCCAUCCACUACGAUGAUGUGUAUCAAUCACUUCGCAACGCUGUCUUGGACACGUACGGCCCUAUGCCCACGCAGGAGGCAAUUGCGUCGUCAGCUGUGAAAACGGCUAUUGACAUUAAAGCGAAGAUGAUCGUGGUGCUGACGGAGUCUGGUAAUACCGCGCGUUUGGUGUCCAAGUUCCGUCCAUCGAUGCCAGUGCUGGUGCUGACAGCCAUGUCAGGUAGCGCUCGCCAGGCCGAGGGCUUUUACAAGGGCGUGAGGGCUCGCUGCAUGGGCUCGAUGAUUGGCACGGACUCGAUUCUGUACCGCGCGACGGACCUGGGGAAGCAGUACGGAUGGGUAAAAUCCGGCGACAAUGUUGUCGCUCUUCACGGAAUGGUGGAAGCUCGCUCGGGCUCGACCAACAUGCUCAAGGUGCUUACUGUAGAAUAA
Messenger RNA from Peronospora farinosa, 1518 nucleotides. The record is from the annotation of a GenBank genome assembly. Lineage: Eukaryota; Oomycota; Peronosporomycetes; Peronosporales; Peronosporaceae.